AUGGAGUUAGAAGAAAAAGAGGUUGAAGCUAAAAUAGCUAAGGUCACUCUGAAAACUCACCAGUUGCUUUUUCAACCAUGGACUAUGGAUAGGAUGCAAAAUGAAGCUAUUGAUGAUCCAAGCGUUCAUUGGUUAGAGCCUUUAGUUUCCUUCGAAAUGGGUAAUACCGUUGACUCUCAGUUUGAUUUUUCGGUCACGCCGAGAGCAUUUUUAUUCCGAUGCUUUGAGAAAAUUGAGAAAGCUCCACUAUUGGACUACGACGUUAAUCAUAUGCUAUUUUCAUUAUAUCUCAAAUAUGGAAAACCACAAUUUCAAACCUGGAGCUUGCUGAAUGUGGUUGUUGUAAAAGUUUAUGCACCUUUUCCGGUUGAAAACUUCAUCAAUGUAAAGUUUAAAGGAUUCCGAUGUGUGAGUCGUACUGAAGUUGACUUUUCUCUUGCUAAUCUACUGUGCAUGAAUCCAAACGACUAG
This is a messenger RNA of Lactuca saligna, 471 nucleotides long. The record is from the annotation of a GenBank genome assembly. NCBI's taxonomy places the organism in Eukaryota, Viridiplantae, Streptophyta, Magnoliopsida, Asterales, Asteraceae.